Blastomyces gilchristii SLH14081 is the source of this 2277-nucleotide messenger RNA. RefSeq lists its product as uncharacterized. NCBI's taxonomy places the organism in Eukaryota, Fungi, Ascomycota, Eurotiomycetes, Onygenales, Ajellomycetaceae. The record is from RefSeq and is a predicted model, not a curated record. Bases 396 to 1943 code for a protein of 515 amino acids. The transcript has a single exon.
CUCAUCCUCAUUCAGCCCUUGAGCCCUUGAGUCCUUGAGCCCUUGAGCGCAUUUACCUACGCCUUUGCCAGUCGCAUGGUGACUUGCAACCAUCAGACCAACAACAACUCUAUGCUACUUGUGGGGUGGUGCGAAACAGGAAUCGUCGUUGUUGACCUGGCUGUUUUGGGUGCUAUUUUCGGGUAUUUAUUUACCAAAUACUCCUGCUGAAACUGAAACACACAAAAAAAAAGGGCUGCUUUUCGAGUCUAGAGACGAAAUCUCGAGGACAUUCCUACACCCCCUUCCCACUACAUAUCUCUAAAGUGUGCAAGGCAAAAGGCAAAUUAAUUAGACCUCCUAUCUAGAUAGUCUGCCAGCGGAAAUCUACAGAUUAGCCUGCCGGAACUCACGGCAUGGCCUUUCUUCCUGCUCGAUCUUUGCUUCAUCCAUACCCGGAACCGCUACCCCCUUACACCCCUCGACAAACAGGGACUUUUGACCCCGAAACCUCCUCUAUCCAUUCUAACGCCCCUUCGUACGUCUCUGCGGUCCCGUCGUACUAUUCUGGGUCCCAUCCAACACAGAACAGAGGGAGUGAGUCCGGGGCAUUACCCAAUGUCAGCGAUGUGGGAAGAAACCAGAGCUCCUCCAAUGCCCCAUCCGGAUCCGGAAUCCUCUCCUCCCAGCAAAAUGCACCGGGAUUCGGGGGCGUAGCGGCGACGUCGUCUUCCAAUGACGACCGGCGUCGAUCGAACAAUAUGACAAAUUCCCACCUGCACUCUCUCUACAAUGUUUCAGACUGGGUGCCCGUAGCGGGCGGGUUGCAGUCACGCCAUUAUCACAAUGUCGCAAAGCGGAGAGCGUCGGAGGCUUCUCGCUGUGACAAUAUGACCAGACAUAUAUUCCCCCCCCUGUUGCGGGGGGUAUCUGAGACCAGGAAUGGUGUGAAUGAACCCGAGGCAACCUCCACUCCGCCGCGCUCCUCAUCUCUUCUCUGGGCAGGCAUGGCGGGCUCUAGUCUCCGGAGUUCAUCGACCAGCAUUCUAGCCAGUUUGCACGAAGAGAGCGUCGUGCAUCCCCGUCCCCACUCGCCUCAGCAGAUGGAUUCUGGAAAUAUCGCGGGAGUGGCGUCCAGCCAGACCGACCUUGCUGCUCAGCUGCCCGUUUCCCCCCACGAAGACCCUGAUCUAGUGGGCGAAGCUGCGGCAGCAAUGUUCCGCUCACAGCGCCUCUAUAUAACUUACCAGCAGCAGGAGAACUAUAGUGUCGGGGCGCAAAAUGUCUCCCUGGCCACUGGUCGCCCUCACCAACCGGCCUCGGCGGGACGUGCUAUGCACCAAUAUAGCUCUCUCAUCACUGCCGCAGAGUCAGCUACCCCUACCUCUACGCCUCCGCAAGAAGAGAACCCUAGACCCUCGACUGCCCCCAAUGCGUCCACUACGCCCACCACAGAGUCAGAACUUGAUAGGCGCGCUCCUCAACAACCGCAACCGCAAGCACAGCCACAAGAACAAGAACAACAAGAAGAACAAGAACAGCCACCACCACCACCACUGCCACCAUCCGAGCGCCAAGGGACAACCCCACCCACCACCUCUUCCACAAUCACCACAACAACAAGGCCAACAAGACAAUACAUAGACGACGAUGCCCUCUGCGCCCAGGAAUCCAAGACAUGGGACUUCAUGCUAGCGCAGAUGGCCGACUGGGAGGAGCGCGAACGCAGCUGGAAGAAAUUCAAGGACGGGAUGGACAAGAAGUUGAAUUCUGGAAAAUUGGGCAUGGGGAUAGGGUUUGGGAUUGGGCUUGGGCUUGGGCGUGGGCGGGGGUCGUGGUCGAAUUCUGGAUCUAGUUCCGGUGGUAAUGGUGGUGGUGGGAAGGGGAAAUUGAAGAAGGCAUCAUCAUCGCAUCAAUUUGGGCAUGAGAAGAAAUGGAAGAGGAGGGUUGGCUUGGCUUCGUGAUUUCUUUUUUCUUUUUUUUCUUUUUUUUUUUGUUGUGGUGAUUUAACUUAUAUUUUGGUUUGUCUUGUUUGAUUUGUUUCUGUGCUGUUCUGUCCUGUCCUGUCUACUAUAAGUUAGUUGAAGGUGUAAGUUAAAAGUAGCAAAGCAGUAACUACUCUGCUAAUGUGGAAAUUGUCAUGGCUCUGACAACCUCAGCAAGGCCCCCAGGCGGGAGAUUAUAUAUCUAUAUCUCUCUCUUUUCUCUCUCUUUUAUUAUGGAAAAACCAACUUUUCCUUCCAUGCAAAAAACACUAAUAUGACCUCACAUGAUAUCACAUGCACCUCAUCAGAUUUA